AGAUUAUAUACCUUCGUAAUCCUUGUAGUCUAAUUGUCAUCUGCCACUUUUGCGCAGUGCUCUCCUGCACUCUGGCACUGGCCCCGUCCCUUCGACAAGACAGAACACCAUGGUCUGGCCUCUGUCUCUGCUCUGGUCUAGUAACAGUAAUAGCAACAACGACGAUGUGCAGACCCGCGGUGAGGCUAGUAAUUUCGCCGUGGCACCCGAGGCGAAACGAUCCAGCAGUUCGUCGAACCCAAUAGACUUGCUACAUCACUUCGAGAGCCCGGGCAUGUCUCUUCCGCCCUCUGCACGCGUGGGGGACCCAAAGCUCAAGCAGCGUCAAGGCCAGCCCUUGAGCAUAUGGCAGCUGGGCAAGAUGGGCACGUUUGCAGCCAUGAAAGCGAUCGAGAUGGCCACGGACGUCGUGUACCACCAUGUACGGGGUCCGCGCCGCGUGUCAUGGGGUAUCGAGAUGACUCUUCUGUCAAGCAUCAUGAGGGAUGUCGGCCGGCACUCACAUCUAGGCGACAUGGCCCUCAUACGGAUGCUCAUGGGUAUCGGCGGUUGGAUCCCUCUGCCAUCUGACGCGCUGGCCACGCCGGUGACUUUUCGCGUGCGCAGGCGCAACCUCCCUGGCAUCCUCACGGAAUUCGACGCCGCGGAGGACGGCACGCGCGAGCUCUCCGGUGAAUGGGUCGUUGGCAAGAGGACUUGGCAGCGACUGCAGAAGGAAUGGCGUGCGGCGAAGCAGCAAGCCAACUCUCCAAAUGGAGGGUCCGCAGGCGGGACAUCGCCGCAGCUGAACAUGUCGCAACAUCAGGCUAGGGAGCGGGUUAUCCUGUAUCUUCAUGGCGGUGCAUAUUAUGUCUCGAGUGCUGCUUCACACAGGCUCAUCACCAUACCAUUGGCCAAACAUCUGGACGCACGCGUAUUUGCCAUUGACUACCGUUUGGCACCGGAGACACGCUUCCCAGGGCCAUUGCAUGACGUAGUUUCGGCAUACCUUCGACUGGUAGAGGACCUGCAUAUACCUCCCGAGAACAUUAUCGUCGCUGGGGACAGUGCCGGGGGCGGCCUAUCUCUUGCACUCAUUAUGUACCUGCGAGACAACGAGUUUCCGUUGCCUUCUGCUGCUAUUCUGAUGUCUCCCUGGGUUGACUUGACAAUGAGCUGCGAAUCAUGGGACAGCAACGCAGAGUUCGAUAUCGUCCCGCGGCCUAUGCCAGGAGACCACCUGAACCCCAUCGCCUGUUACCUGGGCGAGCAUAUGGAAAAGUACCUCACGCAUCCAUACGCGAGCCCGCUAUUUGGCGACUUCAAGGGUCUACCUCCAAUGCUCAUCCAGGCAGGGGAGUGUGAGGUCCUUCGUGACGAGAUUAUGCUUCUAGCUCACAAGGCGACUUUGGCGGGCGUAGAAGUACGGCAUGAGCAGUACGAGGACGCGGUGCACGUGUUCCAGACGCUUCCGUUCCUCGACACGGCCCAGAAAGCAUUCAUCUCCUCCCGGGACUUCGUGCAGAACUUCCUCCCACAGUGGCAGCGGCAGUCACCUCAGGCGCUUCAAGGCUCUACCGAGCGCGGGCUCGAGCAGGAGAUCGACAACGACUCCGCACGCGUUGUGCGCGGGGAUGGCAUGGAGACCGGCUCGCGGCGCGAGGAUAUCGGUAGCGCAUCAGACGAGGAGCGCGAGUGUUCCCGACGCAACACGCCCGAGAGCGAUCAAAGCGUUUCGGCUUCGUCCAGCACUGAGGGCGACCGUAGCUGGGCCUCGUCCUGGUCGCCGCCACCGAGCUCAGAGGAGGACAACAGCGGCCCAUCCACCCCCACGGAGUAUGCCACUGUCGCGGUGUCGCCCGUGCACGACCGACCACGGAUGCAAUCGCGACCUUCGCUGCGGCGGCUCAAGUCGACGUUCUCGUUCAUCGCUGACGCAUCGUAUCGCUCUGCAACGAGCCACCUCGACCGUGCGCCGCUGCACCCCGACAUCUCCGGAUACGACGUGUCCGAUGAGGGCGUGCUGCAUAUCCCGAGGUGGCGGCGCUCGACACUUAGCACAUCCCCGCAGACAGCGCCCCUUAUGCCGCCGUCGAUACGACGCUCCGAAGCCAGUCAUCCCGACAUCAGCUCUCUUGUUCAGCAAUUUUCUGCUUCAGGGCCUGCUAACCAGACGAUCACAUACAAACCCGACGACUCGCGACGACGUAGACGUGCACGGACCUUGUCUGGCAAGAACAACAACCACUUGUAACAUAUCCUGACGCGCGUCUUCCUUCAGGGUCGUAGUUUACUCCGUACUCUAUAGCUUUGUCACUUUUGGGAUACAAUGUAGCAUGUCGUAUUAGUUCCUUCCA
This is a messenger RNA of Postia placenta MAD-698-R-SB12, 2336 nucleotides long. RefSeq lists its product as hypothetical. Gene Ontology annotation, molecular function: hydrolase activity. The transcript has 7 exons. The record is from RefSeq and is a predicted model, not a curated record. Bases 110 to 2233 code for a protein of 707 amino acids. Lineage: Eukaryota; Fungi; Basidiomycota; Agaricomycetes; Polyporales; Adustoporiaceae.